AUGGAACGUGAACUGAUCACAAAGUGUCAACAUGUUGCCAGUCGUGCAUUGCGAAUUCCUAUCUCCUUUAUAACGGUAACUGAUACGAGCACAGAUAAAAAAUAUAACCAACAACAGAAUGGAGGAACUCAAGGUGCAGACGUUCAUGGACGAGCGAUUAUGGCGUGCUGUGAGAAGCUAAUGAUAAUCGUACGUCCUAUUCUCAAAGAGGAACCAGAUUGGCGUAAAGCUGUGUUAAAAGCCUAUAAGAUGCGAGUGCCUCUGCAAGCGUCCGAACACAUCGGGUGGGUGCCAAAAAAU
Molecule: messenger RNA, 300 nt
Organism: Ostertagia ostertagi
Lineage: Eukaryota; Metazoa; Nematoda; Chromadorea; Rhabditida; Trichostrongylidae
Source: the annotation of a GenBank genome assembly